Caenorhabditis briggsae is the source of this 936-nucleotide messenger RNA. It is a transcript of the gene Cbr-eif-3.E, whose product is annotated as Protein CBR-EIF-3.E. The record is from RefSeq and is a predicted model, not a curated record. Gene Ontology annotation, molecular function: translation initiation factor activity. Bases 1 to 936 code for a protein of 311 amino acids. Lineage: Eukaryota; Metazoa; Nematoda; Chromadorea; Rhabditida; Rhabditidae. Gene Ontology annotation, biological process: translational initiation. Gene Ontology annotation, cellular component: eukaryotic translation initiation factor 3 complex; nucleus; cytoplasm. The transcript is spliced from 3 exons.
AUGUUCACUGUGGAUAUGGUCGACACUCUGUUCAAGUACAGCAAGUUCAUGUAUGAGUGUGGUAACUACACCGUCGCUUCGGUAUGCCUCUACUACUACCGCAACCUCGUCAAUCAAGCUGACCCAAACUACUUGAAUGCUCUCUACGGAAAGUUGGCGAGUGAAAUCUUGCUCCAAGAGUGGGAACACGCUCGUGACGAUCUUCUCAAGCUUCGUGCCUAUAUCGAUGCCAAUCCUUUCGAUACUGAAUGGGAACUUGUUACCCAGCGCGCUUGGCUCAUGCACUGGGCUCUUUUCGUGUAUUACAACUACCCAAAAGGACGUGAUGAGAUUAUCGAGAUGUUCCUCAAUCAGCAACCAUAUCUCAAUGCUAUUCAGGUUCUUGCUCCUCAUUUGCUCCGUUACCUCGCUGUGGCAGUGGUAACAAGCAAAAGCCGUCAGAAGAACAGCCUUAAAGACUUAGUGAAAGUCAUCGACAUCGAAAGACACAGCUACAAAGAUCCAGUCACCGAUUUUCUUACAUGUCUUUAUAUCAAAUAUGAUUUCGACGAGGCUCAAGAAAUGCUGCAGAAGUGCGAAGAAGUUCUCUCCAACGACUUCUUCCUGACCGCUGUCCUCGGAGAUUUCCGCGAGUCCGCUCGUCUUCUUAUCUUCGAAAUGUUUUGCCGCAUUCACCAAUGUAUUACAAUCGAAAUGCUCGCUCGUCGUUUGAACAUGAGUCAAGAAGAAGCCGAACGCUGGAUUGUAGAUCUCAUCCGUACCUAUCGUAUCGAAGGAGCGAAGAUUGAUAGCAAACUAGGACAAGUCGUCAUGGGAGUGAAAUCGGUCAGUAUUCACGAACAAGUGAUGGAGAACACAAAGAGACUGACUCUUCGCGCUCAACAGAUUGCUCUCCAGUUGGAGAAAGGCCGACAGGAUAAAGUGAAGGCAAAUUAG